This is a messenger RNA of Adineta steineri, 631 nucleotides long. NCBI's taxonomy places the organism in Eukaryota, Metazoa, Rotifera, Eurotatoria, Adinetida, Adinetidae. The record is from the annotation of a GenBank genome assembly.
AUGGCGUCUGCUAAAAAGGCAUCGGGCAAUACAAAAGCAUCAAGUCAAACAAAAGGUGGUUCACCAUCAAAAUCACGAUCAUCACAAAAUAAUAAUUCACCAAAUAAAAAUCAAUCAAAUUCACCAAAAAAAACUAAUACAAAUAAUAAAAAUCGACGAGCUGGUACUACAACAUCAAGUCAUCCAACUUAUCAACGUAUGGUUACCGAAGCACUUCAAACACUCAAUUCCCGAUCAGGUUCAAGUCGAUCAAAAAUUAUGAACCAUAUCAGAAGUUCUUAUGGAAUCAACAGUGGUAAAAUUGCUAAUAGUCAUCUUCGUUCUGCACUUGAAGCACUUCUUGAAGAUAGUGUUAUUUCACUUGCUAAAGGUACGGGAUAUAGCAAUGGUUAUUAUAGAAUAAGUGCUAAAGGCAAAAAAGCAAGUACUAAAAAAUCAUCAUCAUCAUCAUCUAAAAAAACAAGUGGACGACGAUCAUCAUCUGCAUCAUCUGCAUCUCGUUCAAGAUCUCGAAAACGAAGUCAAUCUGGUGAUCGUCGCCGUAGUAGUACCAAUUCAAAUAGUCAAUCACGAUCACGAUCACCCAGUAAAUCUAAAAAAUCCGAUGGUCGUAAAAAUAAUAAACCACCAC